Epinephelus lanceolatus (giant grouper) is the source of this 1946-nucleotide messenger RNA. Its product is annotated as nucleoredoxin-like protein 1. Gene Ontology annotation, biological process: photoreceptor cell maintenance. The record is from RefSeq and is a predicted model, not a curated record. Lineage: Eukaryota; Metazoa; Chordata; Actinopteri; Perciformes; Serranidae. Gene Ontology annotation, cellular component: mitochondrion.
GAGUGCCAGGUAAAGAAAUUACAGAGCAAGAGGUGAAGAGGCAGUGAAAGGUGUCACUAACAUAAACUUUGCAGGAUUUAAAGGAAGAAAGAAAACAAAUCACAGAAAGAGUACAAUGGCUUGAAAGAGAGAGGAACUGGAUAUAUUUCCUUCCCUGUAGGAGUCGAGGAGUUUCAAGAGGCCCUUUACCCUGUCUUCCAUCAUGGUGGACCUGUUCCUAGACCGAGUUCUGAUUGAGAACAACUGGGACCAAGAUGAACUCAACACGGAGCGCGAGAUCAUCGGGAUCCUUGAAAAUCGCAUCCUGUUGCUGUUCUUUGCAUCGGCAGAGUGUGAAAAGUGCCAGGAGUUCCUGCCUGUUCUGAACGACUUCUUUAAGAGACUGAAAGAUCCAGCGUACAUUGAAUACCCCAAACUGUUCGCGCUUGUCUUCAUCAGCUUGGACCAAUCAGAGAAGCAGCAGGAGCGAGUCCUCAAAGAGCUGCACAAAAGGGUUCUGUUUUUAGCCUUUGACGACCCAUAUGGGAAAGAACUGCAGGCCAUGUUCAAGGUAAGGGACGUACCAACAGUUGUGGUCCUUCGUCCAGACGGCUCCGUCCUCUCUCCAAACGCUGUGCAAGACAUCUGUCGUUACGGUUGCGACUGUUUCCGAGACUGGCAGGAAUCAGCGGAGGUCAUCGAGAGGACCUUCAUGCUCAACGAGCAGUUCGAGAACCUAAACAUGCGCACAGCCACUGACCCCGUGAAGAGACUCAAGUACAAGACGGAAGACGACAAGAGGAAAAAGAGAUGGUGGAACUUGUGGGGGAAGGGAAAAGAUGCGUAUGAAGUGGAGGAGGAGAAAGAUGGAGCAUUUGAUAGAAAGAGAAAGGAGGGAGAUAAAGGACCAUGGAGGAAAAGAUGAAGAGAAGGAAUCAAAGAAAAAAAAACAUAUAUGAAUAUGUAUAAGAGGCAGAGGUUUUGGUGUUGGUUGUCAUAAGUCUUCAAGUAAAUACUUAACUCCUGUGUUAAUGAUACUGCAGCCACUUUACAGGCUCUUGAAGAAACACUCAGAAAUACUUGCAAUGCCUGCAAUGGCAUGUGCAGGAGAAUUCUUAAAAAAUGCACACUGAAAAAAGCUCCUCUUUGCCGGAGGUAUUGGCAUGUAGAAGCAUAACUGUGCCUCUCUGCACAGGUGACACGAAAUUUGAAAAAAAUGAAGCUCUAGUUUAAGAAAUAUACCACAAUUACUUCUAACUAUUGAAUAUUUUAAUGUAGCCUACUAUCUAUAAUUAUUAUUAUUAUCCAGUCUUAUACAUUGUCAAUUAAUGACUGAAAUUAACUAAGCGUGAGUCGUUACGUUUUCAGUCUCACAGCAAAUGUCAUUGUUCUCAUAAUGUAAUGUAGCCUUCAUAUACUAUGAACACUGUACUCCAGAAUCCAAUUUAAACCUCCACAAAUCAAUAUUUGUGUAUUAACAGUGUUUAAAAUGACGACAUGUAGUGACAAAGGGGUUACUCUUGGUGACAGACCCCACCACGCAGCUCUUUUUUGGACCUUUUAAGUGUAUUGUUUUUGACAAAGUGAUUAAGGUCACAUCCACUCCAUUUUCACUUUUCAGGCAGCUGAAAAGCAAGAUUAUUUUUCAGCAAAAAAUAAUCAGCAAAUAAUCAGAAAGAAGUUUGUUGCCUGCCCAACAACAAAUGGCAAAGGUUGGCAACUAUAGCUAUCAUGGGUGUAGUGCUAUUUGUUGAAGUAAUGGAGUGCAAAUGUGCAUCCCCAUGGUUCAGUUGUGGCUCGUUUCGAAAGUUAUGUAACCACAGUCCUCCCACAGUUACAAGUUUACAUACAUGAGUCUAUACUAUAUAUAACUAUAACAUACAUCCUCAUCGCAACUUGUCAAAUACCGCCGUUUUGUCAGUGGGCCCACAUGUCAAAAUAUAAUGUGCCAGGUACCCUCCUGUGUC